This is a messenger RNA of Kogia breviceps (pygmy sperm whale), 1261 nucleotides long. NCBI's taxonomy places the organism in Eukaryota, Metazoa, Chordata, Mammalia, Artiodactyla, Physeteridae. The record is from RefSeq and is a predicted model, not a curated record.
AUGGUUAGUGACUUCCCAAGACACACCAUCAUCAGGGCCCUAUUGCUGUCUACAUUGGUGGCUGGAGCUCUCAGCUGGGGGCCCCCCACUCACCUGCCCAGGGUGGUUGGAGGUGAAGAUGAGAGAGGCAACAGCUGGCCCUGGCAGGUCUCCCUGCAGCACAGCUCCAAUGGCCGGUGGUGCCACACCUGCGGAGCGUCUCUGAUAGACCAAAACUGGGUCCUGACAGCUGCCCACUACAUCAGUUGCUCCAGGACCUACCGCGUGGUGCUGGGCCAGCACUGCCUCGCCACCCAUGAGCCCGGCUCGCUGGCCGUCAGGGUCUCCAAGCUUGUGGUGCAAGAGGACCGGAACUCCAACCAGCUCUCCAAAGGGAACGACAUUGCCCUGCUCAAACUCGCCAACCCCAUCGCCCUGACUGACAAGAUCCAGCUAGGCUGCCUACCGCCCGCUGGUGCCAUUCUACCCAACAACUACAUGUGCUAUGUCACGGGCUGGGGAAGGCUGCAGAGUAACGGAGCUCUUCCUGACAUCCUGCAGCAGGGCGAGCUGCUGGCUGUGGACUCUGCCACAUGCUCCCAACCUGGUUGGUGGGGCAGCACUGUGAAGACCCAUAUGAUCUGUGUUGGGGGUGAUGGUGUGAUCUCCAGCUGCAAUGGGGACUCUGGCGGACCACUGAACUGCCAAGCGGCUAACGGCCAGUGGCAAGUGCACGGCGUGGUCAGCUUUGGGUCCUCCCUCGGUUGCAACUACUACCGCAAGCCCUCCGUCUUCACACGGGUCUCCAACGACAUUGACUGGAUCAAUUCGGUGAUUGAAAAUGACUAACCACCAGAAGCCCCCGGGACUGUUCCGGACUUGGAAAGGUCACAGGAGGAAAAUAAUAAUAAAGUGACAACUACAUGAACCACAUCUUGGUGAGAGUCUUAUUAGCAAAUCAUCCUCAUAUCUGGGGCCCUGAAAGCAAGAAACAGGCUGGGGUUGAGGCAGCUUAAAGGCCUUGGUGGUGGGGGGAAGGGUGCGGGUCCUGCAGCCAGGAAGGCACCUGGAGGGACAGGCUGAACUCAAGAAGACCUGGGCCUGGCCAGGUCUCUCCACUGGUUAAUUGUGUUCCCUGGACAGGUGACUUAACCUCCCCGAACACACGGCUCCCACCCCAGUCACCUUCCUGUGAUGGGGUAGGGGGGAAAUUCAAAAGAAAUAAGAGCUGGGGAAAUGUUUCCCCAAAAUUCAAAGUCCCCUUUAUAUAAGGAAGAAUAAA